CUACAGAAGUGGUGGGUUUUGCAGUGUGUGAAGGCAAGUGUCACCAUGGUCAACCUUAUAUGGGGAGGAUCUUAAACCUGCGUGGCUGCAUAAAUCAUAUAAUUCAAGAUGAAGACGUGAUCAUAGCGCAUUCGGCAUCGGAAUACCAUUAAGUUCUGUCGCGCACGAACCUUGAACGCCGGGCACCGCUGCAGAGGUGGUAGACACUUAGGCGGGGGCUGGAGCCGAAGACGGACAAAUAUAUUUUAUGCUAUUAAUACAACUAAUCACAAUGAAGCGAAGAAAGAUUGUGGUUGCAGCAGGCUUCUGCCUCUCUUUCUUCCUCGGUACGCUAAUGAAUUUGCUGUACAUACCAGGGUUCGAGCACCAUCAGAACCACGACAAUAGAGUACAUCGGUACUAUCACAAAAAACAGCAGCGGGUUACAGGCGAUUCACAGCUUCACGUCGGCGAGUCAGACACUAAAGCUGUGGCGGAGUCCAAUAGUAAAAACGCCGCGGGAAGCAGGCAUCACCAGGACUUAUUACUGCAGAUACGAGAGAGAUUCGAUGAGGUUGUGCGGUACCGUCGGCGCCAGGGACAUGGGUCUGGGACCGGGGACCCCGUCCGCCCGCUGGAGAGAAGGAGGCUCAUGGAUUCAGAGCCAGGGGACAAUUGGGACCCUAUCAAAGUCAUUGAGCGAACCGAUAACCAACAGACGCAUUUUCAAAAUCGGCUUUCAUCUUCCACAUACAUGCAAACAAAAUCACGGAAAGAUUUAACUAUGAAUUCGAGGAGCAUUAACAGUACACCUAUGCUUGACUGCAGCAGCAUAGACAACGUGACCAACAUUCAGUACCUCGGCUCAGGCUACACAAAGGCUGUCUACAAGGCGACUCUCAACAACAGCUUGUCCGUGGCUCUGAAAUCGGUGGAUUUCGGGGGACACGAUAUGGAAAAUUGCGUAAAGAAAUAUGGUUCACCUGGAGACUGCUACAGACUGGCGUCCUUCAAAAUAGUGAAAGAAAUGACGCUAAUGGAAAGGCUACAGCACCCUAACAUUCUGAAGUUGUAUGGUUACUGCUACCAGGAUAGCAAUGACAUCCAGGACACAGUGACAGCCAUUACAGAGCUCGGUAGUCCUCUGGAGAUGAUCCAACUACUGCAGACCUCCUGGGAGGAACGCUUCAGGAUCUGUCUGAGUCUGGUACGUCUUCUCCACUACCUGGCCCACUCUCCUCUAGGCUCUGUCACCCUGCUGGACUUCAGACCACGCCAGUUUGUCUUGGUGGCGGGGGAGCUCAAAGUCACUGACCUGGACGACGCCAGCACCGAGGAGGCCCCUUGCUCACCCUCCUCCACCUCAGACUGCGUCAUGGAGUUUCCCGCCCGCAACUUCACCCUCCCCUGCAGCAGAGGCCGCUGCCUGGGCAUCAACGAGAAGCGCAAUCUCUACAACGCCUAUAGGUUCUUUUUCACCUACCUGCUGCCUCACAGUGCCCCGCCCACUCUAAGACCCCUACUGGACAAGAUAGUUAACUCCACAGGAGAGCUGAUAUGGGGGAUAGAUGAGACACUACUUCAGUUGGAGGAAGUGUUGCACCUGUACAGAAAUGGAUUUUACCUACAGAACAGCACACAGACGCACAGAGCAGACUAUAAGCGUGUAGUGGAUGCCUCUAUUCCCGGGGAGAACUACCGCUGCUGGCCAUCCUAUCAGCACGAUGGAUGUCUGCUGUCAGUCUACAGCAUCACAGAGGCUAUUGGUGUAUGUGAGAGCCACGCCCAGUGCCGAGCAUUUGUACUGACCAAUCAGACAACCUGGACAGGUCACCAGCUUGUAUUCUUCAAGACAGGCCCUGCCAGUCUAAACUCUGCCAAAGGACAGGUCACCUACGUCAGAGUGGGCAGCUGAACCAAAGGAGAGGGAGGAGACUUAACUACCAAACCUUCCUCUGAUUGGCUAACCUGAUCCUGGGGCAUGCCCUCACAGAAUAGUGAGCCACCCCAUUGGAUGGGUCGGGCAGAGGGAGUGUAAGAUGGAUCCUAGACCACGCCCUCCAGUGUGAACUUCCACGGGCCAUAAAGAAGGCUAACCCAAACCAGCUCCUGCUGAAGUGCAAUAAUAACUCAAGGAGAACAUUUAUCGUAACAUAGAUGUUGAUGAUCUGUCCUCCAUUCAAUGCUUAAACGUGACUAUUUUUCGGGUUGUGCAGAUUUUUAGCUCAGGGUAUGCUGAGGUUACCCUCCUAGCUAAGAGGGGUGAGAAUGUACCCCUGUGGUCAAAUGCCCCUCCUGUGCCCCCUAAACUACCUUCACAUAUCUGGUCAAAAGGAUCUCCUUCUGGUACUGUAGAGUGUUUAAUCAUCAUUCUGUGAAGGUUUCGAGGCGGCCUCAGUACGAACCAUCAGCCAACCAUCGAACCAUAGGAAAGGUACUCAACAAACACAUUCCAGAAAAACUUCCAAAUUAGUGUUGGGUUCAAUCUGUAUCGCUGAAGGUCAGUGCUAUAGCGUGAUUUACAUGGAAAGGCCGUGUUCCCGCGUGAGCGGAGAUUGCAUUCCCGGUAAAGGCUGCGUAUGUCGGCUCAAUCGGAAAUUACCUUUACAUUUUAGCGAUACAGACUGAAUCGAGCCCUAGGACUUGUUCAAUAGUGCGUCUCCAUGCCAUGUUCAGGCUUUAUUCUAAGGUUCAGGCUUUAUUCUAAGGUUCAGGCUUUAUUCUAAGGUUCAGGCUUUAUUCUAAGGUUCAGGCUUUAACAAAGGUAUUGGCAAAGGACGGAUGUUCCAGUGUUACUGUGACGUCUUAGUCAGUGAAUAAGCUCUUGUUUUUUUUUUAUUCUCCGACGUCUCUCUCUCUCUCUAUUUCCUUUCCCUUCCUCGGUCUUGUGUUAGAUCCACAGCACUUUCGAUUAAGUCAAACAGGGGUUCUCUAUGCUUUCAAAAAGCAACUCAAUAAGCGAUCGAUUUCCACGUCUUGGUGGCUGAAGAAUCUGUUCUUAUAGAACAGGGGAUUGUAACAGCUGAGUUAUCAGAUCAAAUAUCUUUUAUUUCAAUCCUAUGUUGAUGAACACAAAGGCAUUGUUCUCGUAUGGAAAAAUCAUGGACUUGUUUGGAAUAUUGUGUCAUUGUUGAUUUUGCAUGUUGACCAAAUGUAAUGUAGUGUAGUGACCUCCUUGAGAGGGUCACUUUUUUGAUCAUUUUGUAUUUAUUGAGGACAGUGUGUGUUGGCUCCUGUCCCACUCCUGGGUCGCGUUCAUUAGGCACCAAACGGAAGAAAAGGGACUAAAACAGGAAGGGAUUACCCAAACUUGUCCAAAAUAAAUUCUAAUUUUCGUUUUCUGUUGCAAAACGCUUUGCAAUGGUUUGCCCUAAUGAAUAUGACCCUGGGUUUAGAGCAAACACAGCAGGAAGUAAUCUCCAUCUAUUCUAAUUUCCUAAGGAAAUGUGACAUGAACCUUUAGAUAAAUAAUCAGACAAGUAUCAAAGAGCUCUUGCUUUCAGUGAAAGCAGAACAUUGUGAAUUUUUUUAACCAAAAGUGAAUUCUACAAAAGCUUUAACACUGUGUGGGCUGUUCAUUGAUGUAUAUAAUGAUGACAAUGAUGAGAUGGCUAUUUUUAUAUGGAAAAAUACAAAACUUGUAUAAGA
This is a messenger RNA of Oncorhynchus mykiss (rainbow trout), 3627 nucleotides long. RefSeq names its product protein kinase domain containing, cytoplasmic a (gene pkdcca). Lineage: Eukaryota; Metazoa; Chordata; Actinopteri; Salmoniformes; Salmonidae. Gene Ontology annotation, molecular function: non-membrane spanning protein tyrosine kinase activity; ATP binding. The record is from RefSeq and is a predicted model, not a curated record. Gene Ontology annotation, cellular component: extracellular region. Gene Ontology annotation, biological process: skeletal system development; peptidyl-tyrosine phosphorylation.